Molecule: messenger RNA, 1152 nt
Organism: Maudiozyma saulgeensis
Lineage: Eukaryota; Fungi; Ascomycota; Saccharomycetes; Saccharomycetales; Saccharomycetaceae
Source: the annotation of a GenBank genome assembly
AUGUUUACCAAAGGUAUCCGGAGUGGGGCCACCACUAAAUCAGUCUUAUUGCGAACAAUCAGAAGAUGGAAUCACAUGGAAUCCUGUGUAGAGUUACCUAUGGAUAAGACAACACCUUUACCGAUUCCUGAUGAUGCAGUAAUAUUUAGUAUGAUUCAACCAACAGGUAUAAUCCAUUUAGGGAACUAUCUAGGAGCGAUCAAUACUUGGAAGCAGAUUAAUGAUAAGAAAAGACCUAAUCAAAAAAUUAUUUAUGGUAUUGCAGAUUUACAUGCACUUACAAUUCCUAAGAAAGAUUAUACUUUAGAAUUGAAAAAAAAUAGAAUGGAAGCCAUUGCUACGUUAUUAAGUUGUGGAAUUGAUCCACAUGUGAGUACAAUAAAUUUUCAAUCUAUGGUUGGUGGAUACCAUACAGAAUUGUUUUGGUAUUUAUCAUGUUUAGCCCCGCUAGGUUAUUUAAAUCGUAUGACCCAAUGGAAGGAUAAGAAAAAUGGAGAUCAAACAAAGGAAAGACUUGGUCUUUUUGCUUAUCCUGUAUUACAAGCUGCAGAUAUUAUGAUUUAUAAAGGUACACACGUACCAGUUGGUGAUGAUCAAAGUCAACAUUUAGAAUUAACAAGAUAUUUGAGUGAACGUUUCAAUGCGAUGUAUAAUGUUGAUUAUUUCCCAAGUGCAAAAACACUUUAUAGCAAGAGUAAAAAAAUUGCCAAUUUAUCUAAUCCCAAUAAAAAAAUGUCAAAGAGUAGCGAAGAUCGUUUAUCUAUGAUUUAUGUUACAGAUUCACCAGAGAGUAUUCGCGAAAAGAUUAAGAAGGCAAAGACAGAUUCUAUCAGUGAUCAUUUCUACUAUGACCCUGUAGGGAGACCCGGUGUCUCAAAUUUAUUAGAGAUGGUUAGUGGAUUUCAACAAAGGACAAUGCAAGAAGUUGAACAAGACGUUUCACAAUUCCAUGAUUAUCGUUCAUUGAAAGAUUAUGUCAGCGAUAUAAUAAUCGAAUCUCUAGCACCCAUCAGAUCAAAUUAUUCAAAAUAUACAAACGACAAGGCUUACCUUGAGAGUGUCAUUCAACAGGGUUACGAAUCCUCACAAGAAAUUGCACACAGGAAUCUAACUGAAAUCAAGAAGAUUAUCGGUCUGUCAAACGAUUUCUAA